This is a messenger RNA of Trichobilharzia szidati, 1999 nucleotides long. The record is from the annotation of a GenBank genome assembly. NCBI's taxonomy places the organism in Eukaryota, Metazoa, Platyhelminthes, Trematoda, Strigeidida, Schistosomatidae.
CCCUAAAGCAACCUCAAUUGACUCAUUCAAGAAGGGUUUAGACAACUAGAGAAAUUUGAUUAAAAUGGGUUUACAUAGGCUUCAAUCCAUCUAUACUCAGUCAACAAAUCUGAUUCUGAAAGCAGUGAUAACUUUGAACUGUUGUUGUCCCAAUUGAGGCUUAUUCAGUUGUUGCGCUACGAUGCCGCGGGAUAUUAUUACUUUACAGUUGGGACAAUGCGGGAAUCAAAUUGGAAUGGAGUUUUGGAAGCAGCUGUGCGCUGAACAUGGGAUUAGCCCUGAAGGGACGCUUGAAGAAUUUGCCACCAGUGAUACUGACCGCAAAGAUGUAUUUUUCUACCAAGCAGAUGAUGCCCAUUAUAUUCCUCGUGCUGUCUUAUUAGACUUGGAACCACGUGUAAUCAAUGCAAUCUUAUCUUCACCGUAUGCUCGACUAUAUAAUCCAGAAAAUGUUUAUUUAUCUAAACACGGAGGUGGUGCUGGAAAUAAUUGGGCAGCUGGAUUUACACAAGGUGAAAAAUUAGAAGAAGAGGUCUUUGAUAUUAUUGAUCGUGAAGCUGAAGGAAGUGAUAGCUUGGAAGGCUUCGUUAUGACUCACUCUAUCGCUGGAGGAACAGGAUCUGGAAUGGGUUCAUUUAUCCUCGAACGUCUUAAUUCACACUUUCCGAAGAAACUUAUUCAAACUUAUUCAGUUUUCCCAAACUUAGAAGAGACUAGCGAUGUUGUUGUUCAACCUUAUAACAGUUUGUUAACAUUGAAACGUUUGACUUUGAAUGCUGACUGUGUGGUUGUUCUGGAUAAUACUGCUCUACACCGGAUAGCUACAGAUCGUUUACACAUUGAAAAUCCAUCAUUUGCACAAAUCAACCAGUUGGUUUCCAAAGUAAUGUCUGCAAGUACAGCCACACUACGGUAUCCAAGUUAUAUGAACAAUGAUCUAAUCGGUUUAAUUGCUCCACUGACGCCUACUCCACGAUUGCAUUUCUUAAUGACUGGUUAUACUCCACUGACAACAGAUACGGAAGUUGCAACAGUAAGACGUACAACUGUAUUUGAUGUUAUGAGGCGUUUAUUACAACCUAAAAAUAUGAUGGUUUCUACUCCAACACAGCGUGGUGUUAGUCAUUGUUAUGUUUCAAUAUUAAAUAUUAUACAAGGAGAAGUAGAUCCUACUGAAGUACAUAAGUCAUUGCAGCGUAUUCGAGAACGUCGUAUGGCCCAAUUUAUCCCUUGGGGUCCAGCCAGUAUUCAAGUUGCGUUGUCUAGGCGAUCUCCAUAUGUGCAAACACCACAUCGUGUUAGUGGUCUUUUGCUUGCAAAUAACACAAGUAUAUCUACUUUGUUUCUACGUACUUUAGCUCAAUAUGAUAAAUUACGUACUCGUGGUGCCUUCAUUGAACAGUUCCGUAAAGAGGAUGUGUUCCGUGAUGAUCCUGAUUUGAAGGAAUUUUCUGACAGUAGACAAGUAGUUCAUAACCUAAUCGAAGAACAUAGUGCAGCAACUCGACCAGAUUAUGUUCACUGGGGUGCUCAACGAGCUGCAGCCGUAGCUGCAACACAAGCGGCAGCAGCAGCUGCUGCAGCUUCUUCAAACACUUGAACUCUGCUCAUAUCCCUUUUCAUAAGUCACAUUUUUAUACUUGUGAACAAGGUUUUAAACCCUUUUAUAUGUGUUUUUUCAACUUUUUCUAUGAUCACCUUUUUUCAAAUUUUAGACCUGUUGUAUAUUUUGUUUUCAUUCUGGUUACGUUUAUAUAUUAGAAACAAUUUUAACUCUGUUAAUUUUCAAACAUAUCACUGUGCAUAGAUAUGAAACAAGAUUAUACAUAUAUGUGUAAAAAUGUGUUGCUGAUUUGCUUCUAUACCUAAAUAAAACGGAACAAGUAGUUCAGUAUUUGAAGAAAAAAAUAAAAUGUACAGAUAUUUAUGCCGCCAUUAUUGACUUUCCACUGUAAUACUCAAGUCCUUGAGAAUUCCAAUCAGGAAGUCUUUACUUCCU